Molecule: messenger RNA, 5040 nt
Organism: Sitodiplosis mosellana (orange wheat blossom midge)
Lineage: Eukaryota; Metazoa; Arthropoda; Insecta; Diptera; Cecidomyiidae
Exons: 1
Biological process (GO): DNA integration
Molecular function (GO): nucleic acid binding
Source: RefSeq, a predicted model, not a curated record
AUGACUGAUCUAACAAAACCAUAUGAAAAACUAUUGCAAAAACGCGACAAUCUUGUCCGUGCCAUCUUGACUCAUGAAACGAAAAUAAAAGGCGGUGUCACCCCCACGGCAGCCGCUACACGGUUAACUCAACUGGAUAGUUCAUUCGAAAAAUACAAAGAAUUAUGGGAAAAACUGGAAGAAGAAGAUGAAUUUGACUUGAAUCAUUUUGAGGUAGACAAUGAGGUGAUAACAGAAGCGUACAUAAAUACUGUUUCAAUGAUAAAAUCAAUAAUCAAAGAUCACUCGCAAAAUGAAAUAAUGUCAUUGAGUUCAACGUUAGCCGGCCGCGGUAAUCAUAGCGUCCCAGAAAUAAAAUUACCCACAAUUUCCAUUCCGAAAUUCGAUGGCAAAGAUUUGGAAUGGACCACAUUCUACGACACUUUCUCUUCUUUAGUCGAUCAAAACCCGAAUAUACCAAAAAUAAGCAAAAUGCAUUACUUGCGCGAUAGUCUAAAGGGGGAAGCGUUUCAAGCAAUUUGCAAACUCCCAGCUUCUGAGGCAAAUUAUGACAUCGCAUGGAAAAUGCUGUUAGAACAGUACCAUAAUACGCGUGCAAUUGUGAACGAUUGCUUGAAAUCAUUCGUUUUUCAAGAGCAAAUUCAACAUCGUAAUGCGAGCAGCAUUCGUAAAUUGAUCGACACAACGAAAACAUCUUUACAAUGCAUUGAAUCACUCGACGUGAGCAUUGAGGAGUGGGAUCCGUUUAUCGUGUACAUCUUGCAAACUAAGUUAGAUAAAGAAACAGCAAUUGAUUGGGAAAAGAAAUUGGGAGGUUCGAAAGAAAUUCCAACAUAUGUUACUAUGCUUGAUUUCCUUGAAACGCAACAUCGAAUAAUGAAAACGCCGGCAGGAUUGCCUUGUAGCUCCCAACCCACAACACAGAAAAUACAUUCCACAAUGAUUGGCAAAAAGAAAGAUGUGUGUGAAGUCUGCAAGGGCGAGCAUUACGUGCUGUUCUGUGACACGUUCAACGCAUGGACUGUCACCCAAAGAAAACAAUUCGUCAUAGAAAAAAGACUUUGCGCCGUGUGCAUGAAAAAACAUGAAGUUAACCAGUGUAAAUCCAAGUUUCGUUGCAAAAAAUGCAAUGGUCUUCACAGCACAAAACUACACGAAGAUGUCGCAACAACAAGCCAACGCGUAAGCGCUGUGAAUGAUCUGUCGAUGCCCAAUCAAAAACUAUUGGCAACAGCCAUUGUGAAAGUGCAAGACAAAUUCGGAAUUUAUCAUUUAUUCCGCGCGUUGAUCGAUCAAGGGUCACAGGGAAUUGUUGUGUCCGAAAAAGCUGUUCAAGUACUGAGUCUUCCUCGAAAAAAAACAAAUGUGCCAUUGCUCGGAAUUGAUGAUAAGCCACUCGGAAAAGCGACAAAAUCAAUACGAAUUCAAGUGCAAUCUGCGGUAAAUAGUGACUUCGUCAUAUCAAUGGAAGCACUGAUAAUGCGCUCGAUCAUGUCAGUCGGCCCACAAUUUGAAAAGCACAACGAAUGGAAACAUUUGAACGGUUUACAACUAGCAGAUCCUGAAUUUAUGCAGGCAAAUGCAGUUGACAUUCUGUUUGGUGUGGACAUUUACGGCAUUAUUGUUGAAAAUGGUUUGAAAAAGGGCAAAUUGCAUGAACCAGUAGCACAAAAUUCGUCGUUUGGCUGGCUUGUAUUCGGUGCUGCAUGCAAAGCAAAAGAAUACAGCGUUCGCAUUCAUACAACUCGCUUGGCAAACACAAACAACAACGACGAAAAUGAAGAUUUAAAUGUGGCAUUGAAACGCUUCUGGGAGAGUGAAGAAGUGAAUUUGAAGCCAAUCAUGACUGAGGAACAUGAGAAAUGUGUAACAUUGUGCAAAGAAACGACGGUUCGAUUGCCAAGCGGCCAAAUCCAAGUAUCUCUGCCAUUUAACAUGGAUCGAAAUGAUGAGAAUCUUCUCGGCGACUCCCGAAAAAUGGCAUUACGUAGAUUUUUUAACUUGGAAAGAAAAUUUGAAAAAGAUCCAACUUACUACGAACGAUAUAAGGCCGAUAUGUUGAACUAUCUUGCAUGCAAUCACAUGAGCUUAAGCAGAUCGCCACAUAAUGUUGGUUACUACGUACCACAUCACGCCGUAACUCGAGAAGAAAGCACCACAACGAAACAGCGUACUGUCUACGACGCUUCAGCGAAAACUUCAAACGGGUUUUCCUUAAACGAUCGUUGUCUGAAUGGCCCGACCAUACAGCCAGAACUUUUCGAUACGUUCAUUCGUUGGCGUACAAAUGAAAUUGCCUUGGUUGCCGACGUGGAAAAAAUGUAUCGUCAAGUCUCGCUCGCCCCGGAAGAUCGAAAAUACCAAAAGAUUCUUUGGAGAUUUUCGAAAGAAGAACCAAUCCAAACCUAUGAAAUAAACUGCGUAAUGUUUGGUAGCAAAUCCGCUCCGUUCUUGGCAAUCAAUGCAACCUUUUAUCUCGCUGAUUGUGAAAAAGAUAAUUUUCCAAGAGCCGCUGAAUGUGUAAAAACGUGUUUGUAUGUCGAUGAUUGUAUGAGCGGCAGUCACUCAGUCAAAUCAGCAAUUGAAUUACAACGUGAAUUAAAUGGGUUGUUCAAAUCCGGCCACAUGCACCUUCGCAAAUGGGCAUCAAACAAUGAAUCAGCGCUAGAAGGCAUUCCAGCUGAAGACCGAGCAAUCAGCUCAUCAUUAACACUGAAAACAAGCGAAACCGUUAAAACGCUUGGCAUGAAAUGGACACCUGCAUCUGACUUAUUGAACUUCACAAUCGAUAUGUCACGUUUGUCAUCUGAUCCCCGAGUUACAAAGCGAAAAUUGGUAUCAGAUGCUUCAAAACUCUACGAUCCGUGCGGAUUGUUAGCUCCACUUACAAUCAAGGCAAAAAUUUUGAUGCAACAAACCUUCAAAGAAAAGAUUGCUUGGGACGAUCUUGUGAGUGCUGCAAUUCAAGCUGAAUGGAAUCAAUAUAAAGAAGAAUUGCCCUUGAUCAAACAGCUAAAAAUCGAUCGUUGGUUUAAAAUUGAACAAAAUUCUCAAGUGAAAAUUCAUGGGUUUUGUGACGCUUCAAAUGAUGCAUUUGCUGCGAAUGUUUACGUUGUGCAAACUUCCAACGAUAAAACAACAUCGUCUCUCGUAUGUGCAAAAACAAGAGUCGCUCCAAUCGAGCCGGUAUGCACUCCUCGUCUGGAACUGUGUGGGGCAGUUUUGCUUGCAAAUCUAAUGUCACGAAUUCAAGAAAAUUUGCAGAUACAAAAAGAACAUGUGCAUUUAUGGACAGAUUCGUCAGCGGUUUGGCAUUGGAUUCAGAAUCAUCCAUCCCGCUUCCAAGUUUACGUUGCACAUCGCGUUCAUGAAAUCCAAAAACUGUUUCCCGCAAACCAUUGGAAACAUGUGCGUACUCACGAGAAUCCCGCUGAUCUCGCCUCGCGCGGUGUUUCUGCACGCCAAUUAUUGAACAAUUCGCUAUGGUUUUCAGGCCCAAAUUGGCUCACUUUGGAUGAAACUCAGUGGCCAAAAAUCAAUUUGUCAUUGCCAUCAGAGAUAAAUUUGGAAGAAAAACGCACUCGAAUCAAUGUUGCUACUGUUACAUCAAGUCCGUGCGAAAUGAACUUCUUGCUACGAUUCUCAAGCCUUCUUCGGUUGCUUCGCGUCACUACACGCCUGUUUCGAUGUGCAAGACGUCACAGAAAGGAAGAUGUUUCAUCUUUGCCCGAAUAUGUAACGCCUGAUGAAUUAAAUGAAGCCAAACUCGAGUGGGUUAAAUACAUUCAAGCAUUGCACUUUGGCAAGGAAAUUCACGAUUUACGAAAAAAUGGAAUCGUCGAUGAAAAGAGUUCACUACGUUCACUUAAUCCACAACUUGACGAAAGCGGAAUAUUGAUUGUCAACGGUCGAUUACGGUAUGCUCAGCUACCGGAAAGACAAAGACACCCAAUGAUUUUGCCGGCGAAUAGUCAUUUUACGCGGUUAGUGAUCAAUCGAGCUCAUGCAACAACAUUGCACGGCACUAUUCAUCUAACAUUGGCCCGAGCUCGCCAAGAAUUUUGGAUUUUGAACGGUCGAAAUCUUGUAAAAUCGUUUGUCCACAAAUGCGUUGUAUGUUUUCGACAAAAACCCAGAGCCAUGAAUCAAUUAAUGGCACCAUUGCCAGCUAUCAAAACAGCUCCGUCUCGCGCAUUCUUACAUUGUGGGCUCGAUUUCGCUGGGCCAAUUCAAAUAAAGAGCUCAAAUAAACGCAAUGCAAUAACCGAAAAAGGUUACAUUUGUGUCUUCGUUUGCAUGGCUUCAAAGGCAGCCCAUUUGGAGCUUGUCGGAGAUUUAAGCACACAAAAAUUCAUCUUAGCCAUUCGUCGAAUGAUGGCUCGCCGUGGAAUGAUUUCUGAGGUUUAUUGCGAUAGAGGCACGAAUUUUCAAGGCGCAAACAAUGAGUUGCCUCGUCUCUUUUUGGACGCCAAGGCCACAACAUCAAAAGAUAUCGCUCAACUAUUCGCUUCUGACGGCAUUCGAUUUCAUUUUAAUCCUCCAAGCGCACCGAACUGGGGUGGACAAUGGGAAUCGUUUGUCAAGCUAACUAAGCAUCAUUUACGCCGAAUGACGACCGCUACUAAUUUAACCUUUGAAGAAAUGACGACGCUUCUAACUCAAAUUGAAGCCUGUCUAAACUCACGGCCUCUGAGUGCUAUAACGACAGACAUAAAUGAUUUGGAACCUCUCACGCCCGGUCAUUUGUUAAUUGGCGCUCCUCUCAAUUUAAUUCCGGAGCCGAGCCUACUAUCGUUGAAAGAUAAUUCACUCGACCGGUUUCAAGCCAUACAAAAGGGGUUACAAACCUUUUGGAAGCGAUUUUAUGAAGAAUACCUGCACACCCAACACCCCAGAAAGAAAUGGUACAAGCCAAAUGAAGAUGUCAACUGUGGCGACCUCGUGAUCAUCAUCGAAGAUAACCUACCACCAGCGAAAUGGAUGAUGGCGCGGAUCAUCGAGCUACACACUGGCGCGGACGGCUACGUGAGAAUGGCAACG